UCUCUUGAAUUUUCUUUGUAUUUUGGUAGCAAGUAGCUGAACAACAAGUACGCAACCAAGAAGUUGGCAUGAUGACAGAAUUAGUCAGAGAUUUUUUAGAUCCUGCUGAUUUUUACAAAGCAUUGCAUAAUAUAGGUAUAGAAUACUUCUGUGGUGUUCCUGAUUCUUUGUUAAAAGACUUUUGUGCAUAUAUUGCUGAAACAUCACCAAAGGAUAGACAUAUCAUUACAGCCAAUGAGGGCAGUGCAGUAGCUUUAGCAGCAGGCUACCAUCUUGCAACUGGAAAAUCAAGUUUGGUUUACCUCCAGAAUUCUGGUCUUGGAAAUAUAGUAAACCCUUUGAUGUCACUAGCUUCAAUUAGUGUCUACAGUAUUCCAAUGUUACUUCUAGUUGGAUGGCGAGGUGAACCUGGCAAACGAGAUGAACCACAGCAUCUAGUUCAAGGACAUGCUACACCAGGCCUUUUAGGUUUGCUAUACUUAAAUGUUUUUUUACUCUAAUAUCAUUAAAAAAUAUUGUGAUUUUAAUUGUUAUCAGCCUCCAGCAAUACCCACUCUUACACAGAUGACAUUACCUGUCAUUUUCCCUAACUUUCUACACCUAAAUGUAAUCUACAUAUAUCAUUGCACUAAAUCUACUCUGACUCAAAAGCAUAUUCCAAUGAAAUCAUACCAAUCUUGUCUCACAACCACUCCACUUAUGACAACAUUAUUUCUCCUACCCUUGAACUUGAACAAUAUGCAAUCAGAAUCAUCUAGGCUGCUACAAAUUCUUAACUCCACCACCAGAGAGGAUCACACUUGAAAAAUGUGUCCUCAGAUUUAACAAAACUGCAACACAAAGUCUGGCCUCUUUCUUCAGGUUGAGCCCCCAUCAACUACUAAUCAGGUGAUCCUCACAAUUAAAUACCACUCCCGCAACUGGAACAGUGCAUUGCUACAUAGAUUGCAUUCAUAGAAAGGCUACCUGAGUGAUUGGAAUGAAGCUCCAUACCAACACACUCCACUCUCUCAUUGAUAAAUGUGUUGUCUUUUCU
Molecule: messenger RNA, 1036 nt
Organism: Octopus sinensis (East Asian common octopus)
Lineage: Eukaryota; Metazoa; Mollusca; Cephalopoda; Octopoda; Octopodidae
Product: phosphonopyruvate decarboxylase
Exons: 3
Coding region: 69-500 (143 amino acids)
Molecular function (GO): thiamine pyrophosphate binding
Source: RefSeq, a predicted model, not a curated record